Larimichthys crocea (large yellow croaker) is the source of this 5726-nucleotide messenger RNA. Its product is annotated as regulating synaptic membrane exocytosis protein 2. Bases 282 to 5204 code for a protein of 1640 amino acids. The record is from RefSeq and is a predicted model, not a curated record. Gene Ontology annotation, cellular component: cytoskeleton of presynaptic active zone; presynaptic membrane. Gene Ontology annotation, molecular function: small GTPase binding; transmembrane transporter binding. The transcript is spliced from 37 exons. Lineage: Eukaryota; Metazoa; Chordata; Actinopteri; Sciaenidae. Gene Ontology annotation, biological process: regulation of membrane potential; positive regulation of synaptic transmission; regulation of synaptic vesicle exocytosis.
UUUUCCUCCUCCUCUUCCUCCUUUCCUCCUCCUCCUCCUCCUUUCCUCCUCCUCCUCCUCCUCUUUCGCUGCUGCGUUCAUUAUUACUGUGAGGAGCAGAGGUACCGCAGCAAGACACAGCAGCAGGCGGAGAAAGAGGGCCGGUAAGGAGCGGAGAAUGAGAGCCACCGCCCGGAUGGAGAGCAGACCAGACACACCGCUGCUGAACCCCGAAGGAGGCGACAUGACUGCGGUAUAAACGGGGAGAGGACGCCGCUGCGCCUGUCGCAGCCUCACUCAGGAUGUCUGGACCUCCUGCCAGAACUGGGCCGGGUCUUGUUGGGCUGGGGCCGGAGCUACCUGACCUGAGCCACAUGACGGAGGAGGAGCGGAGCAUCAUCCUGUCUGUGAUGGAGAGGCAGAAGAAGGAGGAGGAGAAGGAACAGAGCAUGCUCAAGAAGUUACAUCAGCAGUUUGAGUUGUACAAGGACCAGGUGAAGAAGCUGGGGGAGGAGCCUCAGGUGCUUCAGACGGUGAGGGUGGAGUCUCCCACCUGUGGCAUUUGUCAUAAAACCAAGUUUGCAGACGGGUGUGGACGAUCCUGCUGCUACUGUCAGAGCCGCUUCUGCGCCCGCUGUGGGGGGCGUGUCCUUCUGAGAGCCAAUAAGGCCAUGUGGGUGUGUAACGUGUGCAGGAGGAAGCAGGAGAUUCUGACUCAGUCCAACACGUCGCUGCUGUCCGUGACCCACAGCUCACACAGGGUUACACACCCACCGAUGCAGGGGCAGCCAGGGGCCAAAGGGCCUCUGAGCAACGGCGUCCCGGGACGGAAGCCGAGCCCCUCUGGGUUGUAUUACGAUGGUGGGGGGGGCAGGAUGCCUCGCUCACCCUCUGACCAUAGUCCAGACCGCCGUGUUCGCUCACCACACGGUUACCAUGCUAACGGGGAGGAGGAGCCACGGGGCCGAAGGCGACCAAUCAGAGACGGACGAGGCCGCUGGCUCUCACAGGACCACCCUCUGGACGAGGUUCAGGAUGAGUACGAGAGGCGGCGGCGCCAGGAGGAGGAGUUUCAGGCUCGUUACCGUAGCGACCCAAACCUGGCUCGUUACCCGGUGAAGCCACAGCCAAGCGAGGAGGCCAUGAGAAUGUUGGCUCAGGUCGGCAGGGUUCGCCACCAACGUCGCCACAGUGAUGUCUCCCUGGCAACAGCCGAGUCCGACCACCUGACUCUGAGACAUCCAGGUCUCUCUCAGAACCGGCUUCAGGGAUUGGUCAGAUCAAGAGGUCAGAGGUCAUUGUCUGUGGACCGGGUAGCCAGUCACAUCAACCCCACUUCUCCACGCCACAGCUCAAUACCUCAGCAACACCUGGACCCGAGUUCCACCCUCAAGAGGAAGACAACCAAUGAGAGUGCAGCACAGAGGGCACGCAGGAUGGCCAAGAUGCACGUGAUUGGUAGCUUCAGCAGCUCGGAGGAGGAGCUAGUGACCACACCUGAGUACACAAGCUGUGACGAGCCUGACCGAGACAUGGAUGGCCAAUGGUGGGAUCACGGCGAGCCUGCACCAAUGUCCAUGCAUCCAGUCACAUGGCAGCCAUCCAAGGAUGGAGAGCGUCUGAUUGGUCGAAUUCUGCUGAAUAAGAGGAUGAAGGAUGGAACAGUACCUGCAGAUACAGGAGCCCUUCUGGGACUGAAGGUGGUUGGAGGUAAAAUGACGGAGUCUGGUCGUCUCUGUGCGUUCAUCACUAAGGUGAAAAGAGGAAGUCUGGCUGACAUUGUGGGACACCUGAGACCAGGUGAUCAGGUUUUGGAGUGGAACGGUCGGGUUCUUCAGGGAGCCACGUUUAAUGAAGUCUACAACAUCAUCCUGGAAUCCAAACCUGAACCACAGGUGGAGCUGGUGGUGUCCCGACCAAUCGGAGAUGUUUCCAGAGUGGCAGACAGCACCCACGUCCAGCUGGACUCCAGUUCCUUUGACUCCCAGAAAGUCGGUCCAUCCAUCUCUGUCACGUCUCCCAUGAGCCCCAGCGUUCUGUCCGGACAGGUCUCUACUGUGAACAGGCGCCCGCUGGUUCCCAGAAUUCAGGUGAAGCUGUGGUAUGAUAAAGUCGGUCAUCAGCUGAUCGUCACUAUUCUUGGUGCCAAAGAACUUCCUGUCCGAGACGAUGGCCGACCGAGAAAUCCGUACGUCAAGAUCUACUUUCUGCCAGACAGAAGUGAUAAGAGUAAGCGAAGAACAAAGACAGUGAAGAAGUCAGUGGAACCUCGGUGGAACCAGACCUUCAUGUACUCUCCGGUCCAUCGCAGAGAGUUCAGAGAACGGACACUGGAGCUGACAGUCUGGGAUCAGGCCCGGGUCCGAGAGGAAGAGAGCCAGUUCCUCGGAGAGGUCCUCGUUGAGUUGGACUCGGCUCUGUUGGACGAUCAGCCUCACUGGUACAAACUUCAGCUUCAUGAUGUUUCUUCUGUGCCGCUGCCCAAUGCCUCCCCCUAUCUGCAGAGGAGAGGACUGCAAGCCGAGGACGGACUGAGCAGCAGGAGACUGCAGAGGUCUCAGAGGCUCAGUGAUGGAGAGUUUUCAGACUACGACUGUGAAGAUGGCAUUGGGGUGAUAUCAGACUACAGACAGAAUGGGCGGGACUUCCACAGCUCAACCCUCUCUGUCCCAGAGCUGGUGAUGUCAUCCAAUCAUUGCUCUCGAUCCGAUGUGGUCAGGAUGAGGUCACGGUCGCCGAGCCAACCUCCUCCUCAGAGCGGUAACCCUCUGUACCCCUUGUACCGCGAAGACGCCGUGCGGCUGCUGCGAGGCUCCAAACUGAGUCGAGCGUACUCCGACGCUGGCCAGUACAGCAGUCUGGACAGGAGACCACUGAGGAGAAUGUCUCUUGCCAACUCGCUCGAUUCCCAGGACAGAUAUUUUAACGGUCCUAACCAAACUCCCUGGACAAACCACAUGAUGAAUGGGAGCUGUGAGGACUUCAGUCAAGACUUCAUUCCAGACUUCCCAUACGAACCUGAUGCCUAUGACGAAGAACUUCUCAGGUACAGUCGAGGGAUGGACCGGCGGGAUUACUGCAGUCGAUCUAGGUCAGCUGACCAGCGAGCGAUGGCAGACCGGCCCGUCUAUACGCGCUCACAAUCCACCGACAGAGCUGACUCCACCCACUCCGCCCACCUGAGGUCAGGGCAUUCUGCCCCCCCGUCCCCUGCCCCAACCAGGACAAACCCGCGAGGCGGAUCAACCCAGACGAGUCCAUCAGGAACGCCAGUAUACAGCCGCCGAGGACGGCAACUGCCCAUUAUCCCACCCAAAGGAGCUCCGGACAGAAACGGAGAACCUUCUGACACUGUGCUGACAGUCACCACAGGAGUGCCCCCUGUCACCAAACAAGCCCCCUCCCCUGUCAAUCAUCAGCCUCCUCUGAUACGAAUCCAAGCCCCACCACCUGGAACCACCCAGCCCCACCUGUCACCUGCACCAGGACAUGCACCUGGACCAGCACCUGUGCCAGCUUCUGUCCAAAUCAAAGCUACAAUCCCAGCUCCUGUACCUGUCCAACACCCGGACCCAGCUCCUGUACCUGUCCAAUCCCCGGCCCCAGCUCCUUUACCUGUCCAACCCCUAGCCCCAGCCCCAGCUCCUGUACCUGCCAAACCCCCAGCCCCAGCUCCUGUACCUGCCAAACCCCCAGCCCCAGCCCCAGCUCCUGUACCUGCCAAACCCCCAGCCCAAGCUCCUGUACCUGCCAAACCCCCGGCCCCAGCUCCUGUACCUGCCCAACCUCCAGCCCCAGCUCCUGUACCUGUACAAGCCCCAGCCCCUGUACCUGUACAAGCCCCAGCCCCUGUACCUGUACAAGCCCCGGCCCCAGCUGCAACUCCUGCCGCAGCGGUAUCCAAAGCCCAACCCUCCACCCCUAUAGCUGCCCCACCCCCUACUCCUGUACUCCAGUCACAGCCGCCUCCUGCACCUGCUCCAACACCUGCCAUGACACCUACCCCUGCACCCUCACCUGCACCCUCACCUGCCCCUCCCCCACAUACUCCAGAGCCAGACAGACGCUCAGCGACACCUGGAGGGACGAGAAAAGGUGUGAUGAAGGAUCCAUCAAAGAUGAGGGACAGUCUGUCUUUUAAAUCAUCAGACAGUGAUGUCAGUGAUGUGUCGGCCAUGUCCACCAGCAUCCAAUCCGUCCGUAGGAUCAGUCAGGCAGAGUCUCUGCAGGGCCAAUCAGGGGAGCUGGGGUCAGGGUCAGAGGGCACACAGGAAAUAGUGGGCAUGGCAAAUGACCACGCCACGCCUCAAAAGAGCGACUCGAUGGACGAGGGAGAGGAGGAGGAGCCUGAGCCCGCAAAGGCGGCGUCAGCGCCUGGAGCUCCUCUCACGAAGUCAUCAAGCGUCGGUGGAGAGAUCUGCUCACUAAGCAGGAACGACGACGACGAUGACGACAAAAAGCGACGUUCAAGCUUCGGAGCAAAGAUGAUGGGAAUGGUCGGACUCGGGAAGAAGAGUCAGAGCGCCUCCCAGCUCAACCCUGAGGAGGAGGAGAAGAAGAAAAAGGUGGUGAGACUUCCUGUCCAGAGGAGUGUAGAAACGGGAUUGGCCGUUGAGUUUAAAUCUCGUUUCACCCGACAACAGAGUCGUGACCCGGAUGCCGAGGAUCCGAAACCUGGAGCUUUGAUAUUUCCUGGAGUGAAAUUGGCUUCAGACAAACAGUUCACAGGAUUCCUUGAGGGAUUAGGCCCCGCCCAGCUGGCUGGACGCCAGACCCUUGCCACGCCCCCUAUGGGUGACAUCCAGAUUGGGAUGGUGUACAGAAAGGAGCGCCUGGACGUGGAGGUGAUCCGAGCCCGAGGGCUUGUGGGAAAACAAGGCAACAAGAAUACUCCAGCUCCGUACGUGAAGGUGUAUCUGAUGGAUAAUGGGAAGUGUGUGUUAAAGCGAAGAACUCGUCUGGCGAGAAAAACACUCGACCCUCUUUAUCAGCAGCAGCUGCAGUUUGAAGAAAAUCCAGAAGGAAAAGUUCUGCAGAUCAUCGUGUGGGGUGACUACGGUCGAAUGGAUCACAAAUCCUUCAUGGGCGCUGCUCAGAUCCUAUUGGACGAUCUGGACCUGUCCAACAUGGUGAUUGGUUGGUUUAAACUGUUUCCAGCCACCUCGUUGGUGGACCCUGCUUUGGCCCCACUGACCAAUAAGGAGACAGAGGGCAGCAAGUCGUAGCAUAAGAGGGGCAGGAUCUACAGUAUCGCCAUAGUAACAGGCCAGGAGGAGACAGGAGGGGACAUGCUGUUGCUAGGCAGAGCCUAAAUAAAAGUCCCAUGAUCCUCCUCUGCUGCUGCAUGCUGCAUGAUGACAUCAUAACGAUGACAUAACAGCGCUAAAAUGUUGUCACCAAGAGGAAGUGGGAGGCUCCGCCCCAUGGCGCUCAGACAGGAAAUGACUCUCCCAGUGAGGGUGGGGCAGUGCAGCAAAGGAUGCUGGGAAAAGAAAGGAGAGGAGAGGCCUCCAGCUACAAGGGUCGGCCAAUCAGAGCAGCUCCUCGGGAGUCAUGUGACUGUUAGAGGCAUGUCCACAAAAAAAACAUAGACUCUGAUAGUUUCCAUGGCGACAGGGAACAUGGAAGUCUGGUUCUUUAUGUUUUUGCAUGGAACUUUAAAACAUAAGAAACAUCAACUGUGAAAAAGUUAAAGAACAUGAGAACAUGAAAAAUAAAAAAAUUCUCGACUCAGCGGUUCUCUGAAA